This is a messenger RNA of Cyclospora cayetanensis, 693 nucleotides long. Its product is annotated as antifreeze protein Maxi-like. The record is from RefSeq and is a predicted model, not a curated record. Lineage: Eukaryota; Apicomplexa; Conoidasida; Eucoccidiorida; Eimeriidae. The transcript has 4 exons. Bases 1 to 693 code for a protein of 230 amino acids.
AUGCAUGCACCGGCUCGCAAGCUACCACGACGAGAAUACACUGACCACCACACCUCAGGAGCAGCAAGGCAGAGGCCUGUCCGCAAAGCGUCACUCAGAUCUUUCACUAGAGACAACUGCACGAAAUCCGCUGCUGCGCAGACACCUCGUGUGCUCCAGCGGGAUAGGGUGGCAGCAGCACCUGCGGAAACAUGCCAGCAGCUCCCUGGGGAGGCCCUACCCACGGGAAGGCGUCCAAGCGUUGCUGCUGCUGUUGCAGCAACAGGUGUUGCUGCAGCUGCUGCUGCAACAGCUGUUGCUGCUGCAAAUGGUGCUGCUGCUGCAAAUGGUGCUGCUGCUGCAGCUGCAAAUGGUGCUCCUGUGAAAGAAGCCGCGACGUCAGCGGCUGCUGGGGCGGCAGGGAUGGCUGCGGCUGCUGCAGUCGCUGCUGCGAACGCUUCAGCUGCAGCAGCAGCUGCUGCUGCUGUCGCAUUUCAGAGACACCGAGGCGCCCCUCCUCCUGUGCGUGAGCAGCAUCUCUCUGCAUGCCUUCAAGGAGCGGCGAGGCUGUGUGAGACUGCAUCCCCUCCUUUAGGCCCUCUACCAGUGGCGUUGUUGGAUCGCUCAACACUCGCAGCUCCUUCUCGCUGUGGGCGUAAGGGCAGCGGGAGCCGUAGAGACACCCACGGCCUCCUUGCUCUCGAGCAAACCUGA